This is a messenger RNA of Triticum aestivum (bread wheat), 650 nucleotides long. RefSeq names its product putative germin-like protein 2-1. The record is from RefSeq and is a predicted model, not a curated record. NCBI's taxonomy places the organism in Eukaryota, Viridiplantae, Streptophyta, Magnoliopsida, Poales, Poaceae. The transcript is spliced from 2 exons. The coding region runs from base 1 to 648 and encodes 215 amino acids. Gene Ontology annotation, molecular function: manganese ion binding.
AUGGCCUCAGGGUUCAUCCUCCUUGCCCUUUUGGCUUUGUCAGCUUCUAGUGCUCUUGCCUCCGACCCAGGCCAGCUCCAGGAUUUCUGCGUCGCUGACAGGACAUCCCAAGUUUUUGUCAAUGGAUUUGCAUGCAAAGACCCAAAGACUGCCUUGGCAGAAGAUUUCUUUUUCUCUGGCCUUCAGAUGGCUGGGAACACGAGCAACAAGCAAGGUUCCGCAGUUACCGCAGUUAAUGUGGCGCAAAUUGCUGGGCUGAACACUUUGGGCAUCUCCCUGGCUCGUGUCGAUUAUGCACCCUACGGUCAAAACCCACCGCAUAUCCACCCCCGUGCAACCGAGAUCCUGACCGUGCUGGAAGGCUCGCUCUAUGUUGGUUUCAUCACCUCGAACCCUGAAAACAAGUUGUUCUCAAAAGUUCUUAACAAAGGGGAUGUGUUUGUGUUUCCACAAGGGAUGAUUCACUUUCAGUUCAACUACGGAACCAACAAGGCGAUAGCCAUUGCAGCGCUGAGCAGCAAAAAUCCUGGAGUGAUCACCAUAGCCAAUACAGUGUUUGGAUCGAAUCCAUCCAUCUCAGGUGAUAUACUUGCCAAAGCCUUCCAGGUGGACAAGAAGAUGGUAGACCAUAUUCAAGCUCAGUUCUAGGA